Molecule: messenger RNA, 336 nt
Organism: Knipowitschia caucasica
Lineage: Eukaryota; Metazoa; Chordata; Actinopteri; Gobiiformes; Gobiidae
Source: the annotation of a GenBank genome assembly
AUGACUUAUUUUAACCGAGAAUCAAAGGCUCCAGAUAUCAACAUGUUUGACAGGGUGCACAACCAGACUGAGGGACUAAACAAGAAAUUACAUCGGGAUGACAGAAGGCACUGGAAGGGAAGAGGGCUGGACAUAUACAAUGAGGAGAAGGCUCGAGUGGUGCCAGUGCGCGCCUCGUCCGAAUAUGGUCAUCGAGUUUCCUGUGUGCACAACAGUCGCCCGCAGCACGGUCGUGUGGCGCGCAUGCAGACCGAGUUCUACAUGAAGAAUGGAAUCAUCUGGGAUCAGAGAGAAGGCUGUGCAUCUGUCACCCCCUUUAAAGAAGUGUUAAAAUAA